Colletotrichum navitas is the source of this 1019-nucleotide messenger RNA. RefSeq lists its product as uncharacterized. The record is from RefSeq and is a predicted model, not a curated record. NCBI's taxonomy places the organism in Eukaryota, Fungi, Ascomycota, Sordariomycetes, Glomerellales, Glomerellaceae. The transcript has a single exon. Bases 110 to 652 code for a protein of 180 amino acids.
UCUUCUUUGCAUUCGCGCAGGCAAGUUUCCUUUCUUGCAUCCAUCUGGUCGUUGAGGGUUUUAAGGAUUUCGGUUGGGAACGGCGUUGCAGGGACAUUUACCUGGUGGGAUGGAGGCUUGCCAGCUGGGCAGUGCAGCACAUUGUGGAGGAAGGGGACUCGUGGGUGCGUGCGUUCGUGAGCGGGUUGUUCUCAUGGGGUUUUGCUUCUUUCCGUUUCAGGUCUCAUUCUGGUUUUUCUGGUGUCGGUUUCUUAUCGAGCAUUCAUCUAUCGGCAGACGUGAUACCUUUGGCGGGGUGGGAUGGGCAUUUGCACUGGAUUUCUUUUCACCUUUCACCACAUCUAUAAGGGCAGUUUCGCGGGUUAUCAUCUCCACAGGACAACUGUUUUCUUUCAUGGGCUCCAUCCUUUUGUUUUAUGCAAUUAUGCUUCAUCUUUCUGUUUCUUCUCUCUUAAUGCUCUUAUGCCUAAGCGCCUUCGUGCGUCUCAAUCAUAUUUUGUCCAGAUCUGCAUUUUUCCUUUACCUACCCAUCAACCCAUCCCGUCUUAUCCAUCAUACGACCCUUUGGCGUGAUUCUUUUGCUAUUCCUCUCGGCAUUCAUAGCGGUACCAUCUGUUGCUGCCCCUCCUCGUUUCCAGCACAUGUACGUUGAUACCCUCCCCUUCUUGUUUACGGUGCUUGCUCCCUCCCAUAGCCUACUCCAUAUCAUGACAACUAUCCAUCAUCUCGCCGAUAGAUUCCAGGCUUUGAGUCCCUUGUACCUUCAAAAGAAGCUUCUCCGAGUGACAAUACUACAAUAGACUACAAUAGUGACAAAGAGGACCAGGCGGCACUGAGUCGGAGGUGAUAGGUUUUUUCUCGUUUUCUUUUGAUACCCAAACACUUCUUUUCAAUGUCGGUGCCACCUACAGAACGGGACGACACUCUUUCCGUGGCGAGGUGACAUUCAUUAUAUAGAACCGACCCAUCACUACCAGUGUCGCACGCAGAGAAGAUGCUCGCUCAUGGCCGUCAGCAGA